Messenger RNA from Saxophila tyrrhenica, 1143 nucleotides. RefSeq lists its product as uncharacterized. The coding region runs from base 1 to 1143 and encodes 380 amino acids. NCBI's taxonomy places the organism in Eukaryota, Fungi, Ascomycota, Dothideomycetes, Mycosphaerellales, Extremaceae. The transcript has a single exon. The record is from RefSeq and is a predicted model, not a curated record.
AUGCCGCUGCGACCGAUGCGGACCACUCGCCAAACGGACUACAAGCCUCAACAUUCAUCACCACUCGCGCAGUUCGUCUGGCACAUCGAUGAUCGGCCCUCACCGUCGCCGCCGCCCUCUGCAAACUAUGGGCUUGGUCUCACUUUCCGCUCGCCACGGUACCUGCCACCCUUGCGACCUAGGUUCAAAAUCAAGAUUCCAAAGCACAAACGACCGGAACUGGAGAGGAAAGAUGCGAGUCUGGAUCCUGCGCUGUUUGAAGAUGAGGCCAGGGCGGUUGAUGAAGUGACGGAUAGUGGGUACUCGCUCCCUGAAGAGCCGGCGGAAGGUGCGACCGAGACCAAGGAAGGAGCUGAUGACUUCAGCACGUGCUGGUCGAGUGAAGUGGGAGAGCGUCCGGGCGAGGUAUCGUACUAUGAGCAAGUGCAGCAGAGUAUUGAGCCUGGAGAAGCACGUCUGAAACGACAACAAAGUCGCGAAGGAGAGGAAACCAGGCCAGAGGAGCUGGACACAGCAAACAGCAAUUGUAGGGACUUUGCUUAUGCUCCGCCUCCUUUCAGCAACUCAUACCCAAUCUCCAGGUUGGUGGUGAGUGACCAAACCACUGACGUGCCUCAUGCCGGCGCUGAACAAGCUUCCACAGGUGGCCAGACAGCGCUUCCAGAGAACAGUGCGAGCCAGAUUGAAAGUCCUCAAAGCGGCAUUGCUGGAUCCUUUCUAUUGGCGCAUGAAGCACGAGCUUCGACGUCUUCUCCUCAGGAUGCUAUACCGACAACAGGCGCGGUUCCGAUUGAUCAGGGCCAACUUGUGGUGGACGACCAGUCUUGGUCGAGCGACCUGGGCCACACGAGCGACAAAGCAGGCCCAGCGCCUCAGAGAGUCAUCCUGCGAGCCUACGGUCCGCGAAGCAGAUCCCGGGUACGAGAAAGAGCCUUGACAGAAGAGAAGGCCGACGAAGAAGGACAGAGUGGUCUCGGGAACGACGAAGGCACACGGUCUGCUUCGAAAGUCGACACCAACGCUGAGUAUCAAGACUACGCUGAUGUUUCAGGAGAGGCCAGCUCCGUACACCUUAGCAACAGUGGACUUAUGGAGAUGGCGGCGGCAGCUUUGAGGGGCGAUGAGGCUACAAGAGCCAUCUGA